Penicillium salamii is the source of this 1473-nucleotide messenger RNA. The record is from the annotation of a GenBank genome assembly. Lineage: Eukaryota; Fungi; Ascomycota; Eurotiomycetes; Eurotiales; Aspergillaceae.
AUGUCGCAAGAUUCUCAACGAGCAGGUUCCUCAUCGAGAGAAUCACCUCACAACGAUGACCGGGCAAUUGACAACGAUCGAGGAUUGGCCAGCAACCGCAACACAUCCCGCCGGCCCCCGCUGCGGACUCGACCCCAGUCAUGGCAUCCAUAUGGACCCGUGGAGCCGCCGUUGGAAUCGGGGUCGUCCCGACCAAUUGGGGUUCAUUCUAUCUUGAACCCCCCUUCACAGACGCCGAAAGAGCUAUCUACCUCGAGUAAUCGGGAAUCGCUGAAUCUCCCGGGUCAAUCAUCCUCACCUCGACUCCAAGGCUCCUCACCCACAACUCGUUCAUCACGCUCUUUGGUGCCGCAGCCAUUGUCUCCUCGAUCCCACGCACGCCCACUGAUGAAUCCAGCUUCUCCUUCGGCACGGUUUGUUGGCGGGGGUGGGAGGACUUCUGGACAAUCGAGCGUCGCACAGUCACCGCUAGUUCCUCAGGAACAUAUGAUGGGCCCACGUCUUCCCACCUCCAGCUCGCCUUUGCCACUAGAGGCGGGUCUACGCCCAAUAGCAUCACUCACAGGCACACAGCCUCCUGCGUCGACCUCGCUGCAUUCUACACCUAGCCUGCAUUCUCGACGAACAAGCGCUGGUCCAGGACCUCUCACCAACCCGAGUUCUCAAGAAACCAGUCCCAGCACACCCCAUUCAACCUUUAGUCCAUUCACACGGGUAUCUCCAGCUGUGACGAGUGUCUCCCUCCCACAAACCGCUACAUCAUAUCCCACUUCACAUCCCUCAUAUAUGGCCAUGGAGCCAAUGAACCGGGCGACCCCGGCCCCCAAAGCGCCCAGAAGCCAAGAAGAAAACCCAACCCGAGCGGGAACACCGCAAGGCAGUUCAUUUCCUCCUGGAAUGAUUCCCUGCGUACUAGACAUGCGAUCCGGCUCGAGCAGCCAGGCAGAAAAACGCAAAGCGAACAGCGAUGCAUCACGACGAUUCCGCAAUCGCAAACGCAACGAAAUGCAACUCGAGCAGCGGCUCACCGCACAACAAGACGAGAUCACACGCAGCGUAGAAACAGUCCGCCGCCAAAACGAAGAGAUCCGUCUCCUCCUCCAGCAAAGAGAUCACUACCGCUCCGAGCGCGAUUUUUACCGUGAGCAUCUUGACCGCAAAAUGUCUCUUGGCGCCCUUCCACCAAGACCGCCAUCUCCAGGCUCUGCCCAACCCGGUCUCCACGCGUCUGAAGGCGCUACAUCCACUUGGUCGGGCGCUGAUGCUGCCCGAUCUGUGUCAGGCACACAGGCCUCGAGUGCCCCCAAGGGAAGAUUGGACUCAACUCAUUCCCAGCCUGGCUGGCCUGCAAACCCACCGUAUUCGUCGGGGACUAUUAAGCCCCCUGCACGCAGUACUGUCACGCCUGCUGCCUCACCGUCACUAUCUGGAGGUCCGCUGCCACCACUGCAGGGUUCUUGGCCACGCUCUUAA